CUCACCACAUGAUGUCGCCACUGAAAAAAGGAUGAAGCAACCUCCCAUCACAUGGACAAUACAUUAUGGAAGAUGGAAACAUGUUCUCUCUGAUAUGAAAUAAUGACGCCAUAAUAUCUAAACAACGACAUAGAGUGGGAUGAUACGGAAGAAGAACCCUUCAACAAUUGCCAAACAGUUGCAUGUAGGCCUACAACGACCAGUGAGGUGGAGGGGCAACAACUGAAGAGGGAUGCUGUGGAACAACGACACAGAGCAACCACUGUCUGCAAACAAGCCUUUCACAGCCUCCUAAACCAACAUAACUUCACUGACUGAACGCAAAACGCGCAGGAUGUACGCGAAGGAACAACUACAUGUGCAGCCAUAAGAAAAGAAGAUGGCACUCCUUGUGGUUUUUGCGCUGCUGUGCCUGUCCUGCUGGGCCUCUUUCUACUUUAUCUUGUGCAUUGUUAACGGGUCCAGAAGCUACGAGUGGAACUGUCGCCUCGUCACGCUGGUACAUGGCAUCUUGGCAGUCUGCAUCACAUCAUACAUAGGCCAUGUGGAUGGACCCUGGCCUUUCACUCAUCCAGGUACCAAGAACACUCCCCUGCAGAUGAGUGCUUUGGUGGUGAGCCUGGGCUACUUUAUUUUUGAUAUGGCCUGGUGUGUGUACUUCCGCACAGAGGGACCCGUUAUGCUGGCCCACCACACCAUGAGCAUCCUGGGAAUCCUGUUGACCCUGUGGCUGGGGGAGUCUGGCAUCGAGGGAUGCGCGGUUCUCUUUGGCAGUGAAAUCACCAACCCCCUGCUGCAGACACGCUGGUUCCUCAAACAAACAGGACGCUACAGGACAGUGCUGGGGAACGUUGUAGACAUCUCGUUCGUACUGCUGUUUGUGGUAAUGCGAAUCUUUGUGGGAGGCACAAUGCUGUACUGUGAGCUGAUCUCCCCAAGACCGAGAUUCUUUAUCAAGUGUGGGGGAGUGGCUAUGUAUGCUCUGUCCUGGGUGUUCAUGGUGGACAUUGUCCGAUUUGCAAUUCGGAAGAGCAAGAGCUGGCACAAACAGCAAAAGAACCAACAAGAGACAGUGACAGCUAAUGGCUACGAGUUGAAGAAUGACUAAUAGUUUUGUAUUAUCUUUUAGUAAACCGGUUCACAUUUGGUGAGUUUUUCACUUUGGGUUACUUUGUAGAGACAGUACAAAAACAGUUUUUUUGGUAUUUUAAACUGAAAUUAAAAAGGGAUAUUUCACACAGUAGUCAUGACUUUCUGUUUAGAAUUGUCCUGUGACACCUUUUUGUGCUUUUUUUGAUAAACUAGUUUUUAUUGCCAUAAUGUCUGCUGAACACAUGAUAAAUAAGGAUUGAUAAUAUACAACAUGCAGUUAACAAACAACACAAAUACAGUAUGUCGUGUGUGUCCCUGAAAACCAAAGCACUUUCUAUCAACACGUGAACAGAUGUUACUCUAGUGGCCUACUCAAGUGAAGUGUUAGUGAAGAGACAGUUUACAUGUAACACCCGUGGUGCUUGUGAAACAUUUCUAUUCACAUCAGAAAGUAAGGGCUUAGCGGGGUUCUUUUGGCUCGUGUGAAACUUUGAGCAGAGCUGAAAGAUACACUCAGGGAGAAGAAGUCAUACCAGAAAGUCUGAGUGAGAUACAGAGAGAUGCAUUGAGAUGAUGACUGUUUUUUUAUGAUUUACAGAAAGAAGUCUUCUAUGCUUUUAACCACUGUAAAAAAAAAAGCUUACAUAUGAUGUAUUUCUCUCAUGUAUAGAAAGCAGUUCUCCUCUGGAAAUGCGCUGAUUUUGCAGUCUGUUUAGUUAUGAUUUACGCAAAUUAUAACCACUUCAAAUGUUUACUACAAAUUAUUUUACAUAUUUUGUAUUCAAAGUUAUGUGAAAUGUCUAUAUUUGCUGUAUAGUUGAGUAUGGACCAGAAUGACUUGAUUAAGUUGUUAAGACAGAAGUCCGACGACAGAUCUGUAUACUCUCUACAGGAAGUUCACUAUUAUUUAAUUUAACAGAGUCAUGUCACGGUCUCAUGAAGAUUUUGUCAGGUGAAACUAAAACUAUUGAAUGAAAUGAAAUUCACUGUGAGCUAUCACAGCCAGGCUUUCUUUAGUCUUUGCCUUAUGUUUGAUCAAGAAAAAACAAUGAUUUAAGAGGUAUAUGUUCUACGUUUGAUUAAGUCCCAUAAACAUUUUGAUUUCUAUAUAAAGCCUUAACACAAGGGAGUACUGCCCAAAUAACUAGGGCUGACAAAUAAAUAACUGUUGUUGUAUAUGUUCAAUACAAUGAUAAUGAAAUAACACUGAGGUAAUUGUGAUUACAGAAAUUCUGUUUCCCAGUUUAGUCAUUUCUAACAUGACAAAAUAAGUAAUUACUCUUUGUUUUAUUGACAUGUGGCGACUUUUGUCCUACUCUUUGUGUGGAUUUUGACAGUGUUUGUCAUUUUAUAUAAAUUGUUGUCAGAAAAAUAUUAAUCAAAGUAUUUACAUAUGGAUUUUAACUGGUAUGGUCCAAUCAGAAAAACACAAGUGCAUCAUGGGACUAAGGCGAAAGUGGUUUGGUAUGCAGGUUAUUAACAUGAGUUAGUCAACUUCAUGACUGGAUUUGUUCUAUGAGGACAAACGGCGAACCACCAGCUUUCCUCUUUGUGCUUGGGCUUUAUGUUGUUUUUUUUUUUGUUAUUAUUAUGAAGUUGUGAUUUUAAAUCUAUUCAACAUGGAUAUCUGCAGUUUAAAUGUCUGUCAUCCCUUUGUUUUGCAACUUGCAUGAAAUCACUGAAAUAAGAUGUGCUGCUCUCACACAAGGUCUAGUUUCCUCUUCACUAUUUCAUCUAAGAAAGUAACAUCUCUAACUGGUGUGUGCCUUAGUUUUCUGAAUGUACUUUCCUCAUUUUCUUUCGUUUUUUGGUAUGUCUUGUAUUGUGAACUCUCAGUACAUGUUGAAAUUGUGAAGAGCCACUUUCAGUUUUGGGUUUCAUGAUUUGCCUUUGUAAUGCCUGUGUGGAGUCAAAUAAAGAUGUGAUUGAUUGUUUUAUGCAUUUAAACUAUUCAGAAAGAAAAAUAAACAUGAAGCUAAGGGA
Molecule: messenger RNA, 3075 nt
Organism: Labrus bergylta (ballan wrasse)
Lineage: Eukaryota; Metazoa; Chordata; Actinopteri; Labriformes; Labridae
Gene: tlcd5a
Product: TLC domain containing 5a
Cellular component (GO): membrane
Source: RefSeq, a predicted model, not a curated record